This is a messenger RNA of Spea bombifrons (plains spadefoot toad), 985 nucleotides long. Its product is annotated as phospholipid scramblase 3-like. NCBI's taxonomy places the organism in Eukaryota, Metazoa, Chordata, Amphibia, Anura, Pelobatidae. Gene Ontology annotation, molecular function: phospholipid scramblase activity. The coding region runs from base 33 to 650 and encodes 205 amino acids. The record is from RefSeq and is a predicted model, not a curated record. Gene Ontology annotation, cellular component: plasma membrane. Gene Ontology annotation, biological process: plasma membrane phospholipid scrambling. The transcript has 7 exons.
GUGUUUUUCUGUCUGGCAGGUGGCAGAUCGUUAUGGCGGGGGUCCCAGUAACACCACCAGGUCUUGAAUGUCUUCUCCAGGUCGGUUCGGUGCGAGUUAAACAGACGCGUGACAGCAUGUUCCAGAAUUACUGCACCUAUGAUAUAUUGAGUGGGGACGGGCAGUUACUGUACAGGGCGGAGGAGGAAAGGGCCUGCUGUGGCCCCCGUUUCAAUAUUCACAUCCGUGACCUUCAGGGAUAUGAAGUUCUUAAUCUCCUUUUACCCUCCUCAUUCUGUUCUUGGGAAACUCAGAUGCAGGUGCUCUCGGUCGCCGGGGGGAUGCUAUUGGGGUACAUUGACAAAAAUUGGGCAAGUAUGACAUCAUCCUUCACACUCCUGACACCCCAGAUGGAGCCGGUUUUGAAGGUGCGAGGUCCCGGCUGGGGAGCCGGCUUCAUGAGUGAUGCUCACUUCAAGAUCACGCUGUACAAAGAAAACUCACCUUUUGGAGUCAUCACACGUGUGUGGAAAGGCAUGUUAAGCAUCAACGACAGUUUCGAGAUUCAGUUCCCUUUGGACCUGGACGUGAAGCUGAAGGCUCUGCUCGUGUCAUGCGCCGUCUUCAUUGAUUUCUUAUAUUAUGAGCGGAACAGAGACCAAAAUAAUUGAGCCCAACGCGGCAGAACGUGGAGGAAAUCCCCGACCAAUCAGAUUUCUGUCCGUUUAUCGGCACGUGGCACGCCGUGGCCUCCUCUUUACGAUUCCAUGUAUUUUUAUAUGUCACAGAUUUUACUAUUUAUUACGGAUAUAUGACAUGUGUGAAUAUAUGUAAUUACAUACGUGUCAGUGUCUGGUGUGUUCUGUGCAGGCGUGGGAUCCGUGGGGGCCAGGAUGGCGAGGGCUGUGAAAGCCCUGAUUAGCUUUCUGGGUGCGAGGAUGAAACCGGCUGCGGUUAUCACCGGAUUUACCGUAAAUAGCAGUUUGAUUUCCAGCCAAAACAAUAA